Messenger RNA from Talaromyces stipitatus ATCC 10500, 1229 nucleotides. RefSeq lists its product as uncharacterized. The coding region runs from base 1 to 855 and encodes 284 amino acids. Gene Ontology annotation, molecular function: S-adenosylmethionine-dependent methyltransferase activity. The transcript has 2 exons. Lineage: Eukaryota; Fungi; Ascomycota; Eurotiomycetes; Eurotiales; Trichocomaceae. The record is from RefSeq and is a predicted model, not a curated record.
AUGUCCCUCUCAAACCCGUCCGACUGGGACAGAACAGCUGCUGAAUAUGCACAAAUACCUAUACAAGGCCCAAUGUAUAUCCCCUGUACUAGGAUGCUGGAGGCUAUGAACAAUGCUCGCUCGUUCAGCACUGCUUCGACGACCCUGGACAUCGGCAGCGGUCCCGGAACGGUUGCUACUUUGCUGUUCAAGAACUAUGGGAAACAUAUUCCCCAGACAGCGAAGUUAAUCGCCACUGACUUCUCGCAAGGCAUGGUUGAAGCUGCCAGAAUGAGGAAAGAGCUAGAAGCCAACUCCGAAGAUGUGCAUUCCGCGGGCUGCUGGGCGAGACUCGAACUCGACGUAAUGGAUGCACAGAACCUGGAAAAGAUUGCUACCGGUAGUGUAUCUCACAUCACGGGAAGCAUGGUCUAUUUCAUGUUGCCGGACCACAAGAAAGGACUCUCUGAAGCUCACCGUGUUUUAUCGGAUGACGGCGUGUUUGCCUGCACCAGCUGGGCGAAGGUCGGAUGGAUGGAGUUCCUGACACAGGCGGCUUGCAAAGCCAGCAAGAAAACUGCACCAUCGGUGGCUUUGCCAACUAUAUGGAAAACUACCGAAGGCAUUAAAGGCGAAAUGGAAGCUGCCGGAUUCCGGGGUGUCCAUACCGAAUAUGUUGAGGCCCUUUGGCAUAUUCCUGAACCAAAGAAAGCCGUCGUGGCGUUUACGAGGAGCUCCAAUCCAGGAACAGAGAUGAUCAUCAAGGGCCUCAGCGAAGAGGAGUUGGCCGUGUGUCGUGAUGAGUGGGUAAAACUGGUCGAGGAGAAUGGAAACGUGUGCAAGGGAAUAGCAGUUCUGGGUCUCGGGAGGAAGUGAUUAUCUACCAUAUAUUGCAUUGAUCAUUCGGAUCAGCUUUUGUAGCAUUCAGAAAAGAUGGGUGAUUCUCUCCUAGUAGAACAAGGCAUCUGCUUGCAACACUACCACUUGGGUAUAUAAAAUAAUGGCACCGCCACCAGAACUUGCAUAUAAUGAGAGCAGUUUCUGAUAUGACCAUGCCUCUAAGAACGUAUAUGGUUCCACUAUGUAUUCUCAUUCGGCAACGCCGUCUAUCGGAUGCACGGAUCAUAUGUGUACCGAUUGGUAGGAAGCCGCACUGAAGCGUAGAAAUAGGCAUCAUGAAUAUGACACCAGCACGGACGACAAUUGUCUAAGUACUUGGUAAACAGAGUUCCUGACAACCUCUGGUGGCU